UUUUAUUUUAUUUUUUCAUAUUUUAACAAUUAUUUUUUCGAGAUCCAUCCUAGGAAUUAGUACUCUUCGAUUCCACUCUACCUCAAAAUUCUUUUCUCUCUCAACAAUUUUUCAAGACUAAGUUUAUAAUUUUACUGCUAAAGACACAAACUUGUGUACUGUUAAUGUGCUUUGAUAAUGGAUUCUUUGCAUUUCUCACACUGUUAUUCUACUCUAAAUGCGAAAAAGAGACAACCCCAAAACCAAAUUUCGAAACAAUUCACUGUUCUUCCCCAGCUGAGUCAAACAAGUGUUAAAAAUUCAAUCUUGUUACCCAGAAAAAAAUUGGGGUUUCUCAUGGAUUAUAAAGGAAGGGGUACUGGAAUUGUACGUGCAGUUUCUUCUGUUGAAACCAGGGAAAAGCAUCAGAAAGGAAAGAACAACAAGAAUACUGAGAAGGUACAGUUGCGUGUUCGGCUUAAACACCAAGUUGAAUUUGGGGAGCACAUUGCAGUUCUGGGGUCGGCCAAAGAAUUAGGGUCCUGGAAGAAGAAUAUAAUGAUGGACUGGACAGAAAAUGGAUGGAUUUCGGAAUUGGAAUUACCAGCUGGUGAGAGUCUUGAGUAUAAGUUUGUAAUUGUCGGUAAGGACAAGAAUAUGUUAUGGGAAAACGGCAGUAACCGGAUCUUGAGGCUACCAGAAGGAGGAAGUUUUGAAUUGGUCUGUCAAUGGAAUGUGACGGAUGAGCCUGUGAAUUUGUUGCAAUUGGAUCCAUUUGUAGUAGAGGAGGAAGUAGAAGCGGCAAGUGAUAAUGGAGCUACAAUUACUGGCGAGGCUGCUGUUCUGGAUGCAGUAACAAGUCCGUUUGUGGAGCAAUGGCAAGGGAGGGCUGCAUCUUUUGUGCGAUCAAAGGACGAGCUGGAUUCCGAAAAAAACAGGAAGUGGGACACAUCAGGUCUCACUGGGAUUUCCCUAAAGCUCGUUGAAGGUGAUAAAAAUGCUCGGAAUUGGUGGCGAAAGCUUGAGGUUGUCCGCGAACUAGUUGUUGAAAACAUGGAUAGUUCACAGCGCUUGGAGGCUCUCACAUAUGCAGCUGUCUAUCUAAAGUGGAUAAACACGGGGCAAAUUCCUUGCCUUGAAGAUGGGGGUCACCAUCGGCCAAAUAGGCAUGCAGAGAUUUCCAGGCUUAUUUUUCGUGAAGUAGAAAAAGUCUUGAGUAGGCGAGACACUACACUUCAGGAAAUACUUGUAAUCCGCAAGAUGCAACCCUGCCUGCCUUCUUUUAAAGCCGAAUUCACUCAAUCUGUUCCGUUAACAAGAAUCAGGGACAUCGCUCAUAGGAAUGAUAUACCCCAUGACCUUAAGCAAGAAAUCAAACAUACUAUACAAAACAAGCUCCACAGAAAUGCUGGCCCUGAAGAUCUGGUGUCCACAGAAGCAAUGCUCGAAAGAAUUACCAAGAAACCCGGACAAUAUAGUGAGGCAUUUGUAGAACAAUUCAAGAUUUUCCACAAUGAACUAAAAGAUUUCUUCAAUGCUGGGAGUCUUGAUGAACAACUGGAAUCUAUAAGGGAAUCUCUCGACGAAAGUAAAUCGUCAAUGCUUUCAUCAUUCUUGGAGUCCAAAAAGGGAUUGGCUAUAUUGGAUGAAAAACAUAAUGUUUCAGAGACUGAAAGGAUGGGAUCUCUAGUCAGGACAAUAAACUCUCUGAAUGCUCUCCGGGAAGUAAUUGUCAAGGGUCUUGAAAGUGGGCUUCGAAAUGAUGCUCCGGAUGCUGCAAUAGCUAUGCGCCAAAAGUGGCGUCUCUGUGAGAUUGGGCUCGAAGACUAUGCGUUUGUCCUUUUGAGCAGGUUUGUCAAUGCAGUUGAAGCUCGGGGAGGAGCUGAUUCGCUUGCAGAGAAUGUAGCACAGAAAAAUGUUAGCUCUUGGAAUGAUCCAAUUGGAGCACUUAAUGUUGGAAUCCAACAACUAGGUCUAUCUGGUUGGAAACCUGAGGAAUGCAAAGCUGUUGGAAAUGAGCUUUUGUCAUGGAAAAAGAGGGGACUUUCAGAAACCGAAGGCAGUGAAGAUGGUAAGACCAUAUGGGCAUUGAGACUAAAAGCUACUCUUGAUAGAAGUCGGAGGUUAACUGAGGAGUAUUCCGAGACACUUCUCCAAAUAUUCCCUGAAAAAGUCCAGAUUUUAGGGAAAUCUUUGGCGAUUCCUGAAAAUAGCGUGAGAACAUUCACUGAAGCUGAAAUUCGAGCAGGUGUGGUUUUUCAGGUUUCAAAGCUUGCUACACUACUUUUGAAGGCUACUAGAAGGACAAUUGGGUCUUCGGGCUGGGAUGUUCUCGUUCCAGGGGAUGCUUUUGGCCAGCUAAUACAGGUGGAUAGAAUUGUCCCGGGGACCCUACCAUCAUCGGCGACAGGACCUGUUAUUCUUGUAGUGAACAAAGCUGAUGGAGAUGAAGAGGUGACAGCAGCAGGAAGUAACAUAUCCGGGGUUGUACUUCUACAGGAGCUACCUCAUUUAUCUCAUCUAGGUGUUAGGGCGCGGCAGGAAAAGGUAGUUUUUGUGACCUGCGACGACGAUGACAAAGUUUCUGAUAUAAGAGAACUACUUGGAAAAUAUGUGAGGUUAGAGGCAUCAUCAACUGGUGUAAAGUUAACUUCCUCUUCAUCAGAGAAAGGCACUGGUGUUUCCCAAAAAAAACAUCUCUCAGUUACUGCUUCAUCUACGAGUACAGCCUCAUCGGACAGUAGUGCUUCCUCAAUUGCUGUCAAAUCUUCUCAUUCUAAAGAGGUAAAUAACUUUUCUUGCCGAUGACAUGUUUCUGUAAA
Nicotiana tabacum (common tobacco) is the source of this 2801-nucleotide messenger RNA. NCBI's taxonomy places the organism in Eukaryota, Viridiplantae, Streptophyta, Magnoliopsida, Solanales, Solanaceae. The record is from RefSeq and is a predicted model, not a curated record.